UGGCGUGGGCUUCUCUCCUCUCUCAAACCGCACAGCAUCAUCAUCAUCAUCACUCGGUUCACAGCAACAGCCUCGUACGCAUCCUCAUCCUCCUCAUCACCAUCUCCGGGCUGAACAGGGACCACAGCGCAGGAAUAAAGACACAAGAAGAGCCGGUUGUCAGUCAGGCGACUGACUGUGAGGUGCAUCCUGAACACACUGAAGCUUCAGGUGGCCUCUCCUGAAAUCUUUGACCACAUUUGCAUCUACUGAACCUCUUUCAAAUGGAGGACGGCUACCAAAACCGGACUGCCUUCAUAAAAGGCGCCAAAGACAUUGCCAAAGAAGUGAAGCGACAAGCAUCUAAGAAGGUUGGCCGCUCUGUGGAUCGGGUGACCGACGAGUACAGCAAGCGCUCCUACAGCCGGUUUGAAGAGGACGAUGACGACGAGUACCCCAUGCAGGGAAGCCAGGACGGAGGCUACUACCGCGGAGACAGCCAGGCGGCCAACGACGACGAGGGCGGCCACAGUGACUCCACAGAAGGUCAUGAUGAGGAUGAUGAGAUCUACGAGGGCGAGUACCAAGGGAUUCCCCGGGCCGACUCGGGCAAAGACACCCUAGCGGGAGGUCCGGGUUCAGUGAGGGCCGGCGCUCAGCAGUUCAAAGAUGUCGGAGUGUCCGAGGCGGAGAGGAGGAAGGACCAGGAAGAGCUGGCUCAACAGUACGAGACCAUUUUACAAGAAUGCGGUCACGGGAAGUUCCAGUGGAGCCUGUACUUUGUGCUGGGUCUGGCUCUUAUGGCGGACGGCGUGGAGAUCUUCGUGGUUGGGUUCGUCCUGCCCAGCGCUGAGAAGGACAUGUGCCUGUCUGAACCUAACAAAAGCAUGCUGGGUCUGAUUGUGUACUUUGGGAUGAUGGUCGGGGCGUUCCUCUGGGGGGCUCUGGCCGACCGGAUAGGCCGUCGGCAGUCUCUUCUCAUCUCUCUCUCCAUCAACAGCAUCUUCUCCUUCUUCUCCUCCUUCGUCCAGGGCUACAGCACCUUUCUGUUUUGCCGACUCCUCUCAGGUGUUGGGAUUGGCGGCUCAAUUCCCAUCGUGUUUUCCUACUACUCUGAAUUUCUGUCUCAAGAGAAGCGCGGCGAGCACCUCAGUUGGCUCUGCAUGUUCUGGAUGAUUGGGGGAAUAUACGCGUCUGCCAUGGCCUGGGCCAUUAUCCCACAUUAUGGAUGGAGUUUCCAGAUGGGCUCUGCGUAUCAGUUCCACAGCUGGCGUGUGUUUGUGUUAGUGUGCGCGUUUCCUUCUGUUGCAGCCAUCGCCGCCCUCAGUGCCAUGCCAGAGAGCCCACGCUUCUACUUAGAGAACGGCAAACAUGACGAAGGCUGGAUGAUUCUUAAGCAAGUUCACGACACCAACAUGCGAGCAAAGGGAUACCCAGAGAAGGUGUUUUCUGUCACCACAAUUAAGACGGUGAAACAGAUGGAUGAGCUGGUGGACACUGGCACCGAUACGCCUGUCUGGAAGCGCUACAGGCUGAAGAUUAUGAGCCUCUCCCAACAGAUCCGGAACAACAUUCUUGCCUGCUUCAGCCCUGAAUACAAACGGACGACUUUCAUGCUCAUGGCUGUUUGGUUCACCAUGUCUUUCAGCUACUACGGUCUGACCGUGUGGUUCCCAGACAUGAUCAAAUACAUCCAGAAGCAGGAAUAUGAUUCACGCACAAAGACCUUCACUAAGGAACGAGUUGAGCAUGUCACGUUUAACUUCACCCUGGAAAACCAAGUGCAUCGCCAAGGACACUACUUCAACGACAAGUUCCUCAACCUGAAGAUGAAGUCGAUGGUGUUUGAAGACUCUGUGUUUGAGGAGUGCUACUUUGAGGACAUCACCUCCACACACACCUUCUUCAGAAACUGCACCUUCAUUGCAAGUUUGUUCUACAACACAGAUUUGUUCAAAUACAGGUUUGUCGACUGUAAACUGGUGAACAGCACGUUCAUCCACAACAAGGAGGGCUGCAUACUUGAUUUCAGCGACGACUUCAACAAUGCCUACAUGAUUUACUUCGUCAACUUCCUCGGCACGUUGGCAGUGUUGCCUGGCAACAUCGUGUCGGCUCUAUUAAUGGACAAAAUAGGGCGUUUAAGGAUGCUGGCCGGAUCCAGUGUCAUUUCUUGUGUCAGCUGUUUCUUCCUGAUGUUCGGUAACAGUGAGUCGGGGAUGAUCGCCCUCUUGUGUCUGUUUGGAGGCAUCAGCAUCGCCUCGUGGAACGCCCUGGAUGUGAUCACAGUGGAGCUCUACCCCUCAGAUAAAAGGACCACAGCAUUCGGCUUCCUGAAUGCCCUCUGUAAGGUGGCAGCCGUGCUGGGAAUCAGCAUCUUCCAGUCAUUCGUGGGCAUCACCAAGGCCGUGCCCAUCUUAUUUGCUGCUGGUGCGCUUGCUGCAGGUAGUUUCCUUGCAACAAAGUUGCCUGAAACACGAGGCCAAGUGUUGCAGUAAAACAGAAUGACCAGCAGUGGGCAGCAGAGCACAGCUGGAGUGUGUGUUUGAACAUCCCUGAGAGCUUCAGCGCUGCCCGUCACACACCAACAGAGCAGACUGCCAUCCCCAUUGUAAGCCCAGAAUCCUUUGAAAUAUGGACUGCAUCAUUCUAAGUCUAUCCAGAGCCACAGCGAUUGAGAGAAGAGCACACAGAUGUAGAAAUUACACCGGGUACUAAAAACAUCAGAUCUUUUCAAAACAUGCACAGGGUGAUGCAGAACAAAUUGUGGUGUGAAAUGAGGAUAAAAAUGUUAAUUUCUGGGAGUUUUCUGUCACAGAUCUACAAUAUCAAACACAAUUGUGAAGCCAGAGAUGUCAAAUGCAGAGAUGAGACUGAAAAAAAGCCAUUUGUGGGUGAAAGUGAAAAGAUUUCGUCUAUGUAUGCGGUCGGUUUUUCAAUAUGAAUGCCGUGUUUUUCUUUCUCGUCCGUCCUCGGCCUCAGUGACUGGCUUUCAGCGCUGCUUUUUGUUUUGCUGCUAUUCACUUCACAUUCCCAUUCGGGCUCAUGCUUGUGCUUUGAUGAAAAGUUUUGCUUUGAAAAAAGAUCUCACACAAUGAAUUUCAGGGUGAAAUAUAUUUUCUCUAAAAAUCGCCCAUGACUCUCAACCACUGCCUGCGACUGAAGCCAGACAUGUUUUUACCAAAUGAAAUCAAAACAUUCCAGCUAGGCUCGAUUUAUUCAGAAACAGAGAUCAUCUUUUCAUUUUUCUCGUCGCUGCUUAAAUCCAGUCCACUCCUCUACUGCUCGCCUCCGAACAUAGACAGGUGAAGAUGCAUUUCACAGGAUUCUCUGUUGUAAAUGGGAAUAGUUUGAUCCAGCUCCUCAGUGUUAAACUAAUGUCUUUCCCUCCCUGUUGUUGAAGCAUACAGCUGUGGCAAUGUGACAUCUGCAACACGGGAACAUCUGUGGGACGGAUUUUGGUCAAGUGCUAAUUGUGAGAGCAGAUACUAGAGUGUAAUAUUUGCCUAAAAUAGUCGUGUGAGUGUGCAUGUGUGUGUGUUUGUUGUGUGAGACAAGAGAAAGUGUCCAUUGUUUCAUGCAAAUCAGUGCAGCCAUGUAGACCAUAUCUUACUGAUCCAACAGCAGAAUGUAAGAAACAUCAGUCACACAUUAAUUUAUAUGAAUUAUAUGAACACAUGCAGUAGCUCAGGUGCAAUGUUUAGGCCACGUUUACAGCUGGUAUUAUGUUUUAGCGCCACUCCAGCAAAUUAUUGUAAAUGCAGGAUAGUUUUCUGAUAUUUCUGAUUUUAAAAAAAGCAAAUCCAGCUCGAUCUCAUUUGCAUAGCUGUGUUAAUUAGCCUUAAUGUGAAAAACAAGUCAUCUUAUUGAGUGUGAAAGUUCUUUCUUGAGAAAAAAAAAACCCUAUUGUUCAUAGAGAAUGAAAGAAAAAGCUACAAUUUAAAUUAAUGCCAUUUGGUUGUUUUGCCUCUAUAAUGCAGUAUCUUUUUUUUAAAUUGUGUUUACGCCCCUUAAAAGUCAUGACAUGACUUCAUUUUACUCAUAAGCACAAAACAGACGGACCAAAAGAAGACAAAUCAGUAAAAAAAAAAAAAAAAAAAGUCUUAUUGAUCACACAGUGCAGCACAAAGGGAAAACAGAGAUUAAAAAUCACUUCAUUUUAAGGGCUCCUGUUCCUGCCAUCGUUUUACAUUCCUGCCAGAAUAAGUGAAAAGUUCUCCCUCACUGUGUUCCUGUAUGAUACUGAUUAAUCACUUAUUAAAUACACAAGAAAAAUGUCUAUUUUGACUCUGAUCUGAAUUGGUCACAAUCGCUCCAAAGGGAAGUUAACUGAGUACCAUUAUUUAUACAUAUCACUACUUCGGUAUCAUUUCUCCAAAGGUGUACAUCAAUAUGUGUGCUGACAAUCAGUGAGUGUGUUUGCGGGUGCUGCUGCCGCCCAGUAGUGUGUGUGUGUGUGUGUGUGUGUGCGUGUGUGUUAUUGUUUGACCUAAAGACGUCCUCUGGAUUGUAUGCGUUUGCGUGUGUUCAGGAUGUUGCCGGUAUAAAAAAACACACUUCAGAAAGAUUGCCGAUAUUAUCUCAGCUAUGGGAGUUUGUCUGACCUCUUGAACUGCAUGUAUGUACUUAUGUGUGUUUGCAUGUGUGUGUGUGUGAGAGAGAAAGAGAUACUUUUAAAGACUAAUUUGACAUUUUGAGUAUCUUGUUCAUUUUAUUGCAGAAAGUCAGAUGCGAAGAUCGAUCUUUGCUCUCAUGCAUUACAGUACAAGGUUAAAGCCAGAAGUGAUUAGCUUAGCUUAGCAUAAAGACUGGAAAUGGCGCUGAAACCCAUUAUUUCCAGUGGCUUGCACCGGUCCAAGACAAGUUUUUUUUACUGCAUUGAGCAAAGUGCAGGCUGCUCCUCUAACUAGAUCUCACCCAGCAUGACUGUUUUUAAGAGGCUGCAGCAGUCUCUAUUUAAAAAGCUAUGUGUAUCAUAUGAAACUAGAAGAUCUAAGGAAUCAAAUGGUACCAACCAUGCCGUGCUAUUUUGGUGAAAUAAUGCUCCAAAGUUAGGCUAAAUUUUUAGAGACAUGGCCAUUUUCAUACAGGACCCUUGACCUGAGAUUCCUGUAUAUAUGAAAAUGUUUUUUACAGACAUGCCAACUUCAUGCUAAUACCAUGCAGUUUGGGACAAAUUUACAAGGAUUUUCUCAUGCAGUAGAAAAGUGUUAUUUUCACCUGUUUUAUGUGAAUAUUUCUGCAUACUGAGGGUCCCUAAACCGCCGGAAUUGCAUUUAGUGAUUGGGUAACACUGGAUAGCUUCAAUGAGCCCUCAUUGAAUUUUAUUCAAGCGUGCAUUGCAUGUGGUACCAUUUGAAAUGGUCAGCAUCUGCCACUACUUUAUGCUAAGGUAACAUUCAAGAAGCAUCAAUUCAACUUUAAACAAGAAAGCAAGGUAGAAUAAUUUUCCAAAGUAUCAAACUUUUCCUUUAAUUGUCUCAUCUAAAUCACAUUCUGAGGAUGAAAUCUCUAUUUUACUGUUUUUUGUGUGUUAAAUGAACAAAUGUGCCAUGUUAUUCGUGUCGUCCAUAUGCGGAUGUGUGUGUGUGUGUGUGUGUGUGUGUGUGUGUGUGUAAGCUGACUCUAAAUUGUCUGUCACAUAUUUUUCUACUUUUUUCUGUUGCAAUGUUUUCAUCCCUGCGAUGAACACAGCUCAGUUGGGGACCACGGAAAAAUAUAUUUACACUAAGAGAGGAGAACAAGAAACAAUAUAUGCAGUGUAGAAUUUAAUGUGCUGUUCUUCAUAAUAGACUCGGGUGCUCUUUUGCUGAUACAAUU
Molecule: messenger RNA, 5799 nt
Organism: Centropristis striata (black sea bass)
Lineage: Eukaryota; Metazoa; Chordata; Actinopteri; Perciformes; Serranidae
Product: synaptic vesicle glycoprotein 2A-like
Exons: 13
Coding region: 264-2477 (737 amino acids)
Biological process (GO): transmembrane transport; chemical synaptic transmission
Cellular component (GO): membrane
Molecular function (GO): transmembrane transporter activity
Source: RefSeq, a predicted model, not a curated record